Molecule: messenger RNA, 2236 nt
Organism: Lacerta agilis (Sand lizard)
Lineage: Eukaryota; Metazoa; Chordata; Lepidosauria; Squamata; Lacertidae
Gene: NR4A2
Product: nuclear receptor subfamily 4 group A member 2
Exons: 8
Coding region: 131-2221 (696 amino acids)
Biological process (GO): dopaminergic neuron differentiation; cellular response to corticotropin-releasing hormone stimulus; regulation of transcription by RNA polymerase II
Cellular component (GO): nucleus; transcription regulator complex
Molecular function (GO): zinc ion binding; nuclear receptor activity; nuclear glucocorticoid receptor binding
Source: RefSeq, a predicted model, not a curated record
GACCGAGAAGACGCCGCAGCAGCCGCAGCCGCAGCAGCCGGGGAUCGCGCGCUCUCGCUUUCUCUCCGCUCGCUCGCUUCACCUCGCCCAUCCGCCCCUGGGAAUCGGAGCUACUACUCCCCACCGGUGAAUGAAUGAAACAGCCACAGCCCAACAAGGAGCACCCGGGUCACUCUGGAGUCCGCAGCGCUUCCCUCCCGUCCUGGCAACCUGUCCCUCCAUUGAAUUCCGACGCUGUCCGCCUUUAGCCCCCCCGAAAACGCCUCUCACUCGGCUGAAGGUGGCCAUGCCCUGCGUCCAGGCUCAGUUCGGGUCCUCGCCGCAAGGAGCCAGCCCGGCCACGCAGAGCUACGCUUACCACCACUCGGCGGCUGCCGGGGAGUACAGCUCGGACUUCUUAACGCCCGAGUUUGUCAAGUUUAGCAUGGACCUGACCAACACUGAAAUCACUGCCACCACUUCUCUCCCCAGCUUCAGUACGUUCAUGGACAACUACGGCGCCGCCGCCGCCGCAGCCGCCGCGGGCUACGACGUCAAGCCGCCUUGCCUGUACCAAAUGCCCUCGCAGCCGCCUCCGCCUCCGCCACCCCCGCCGCCGCCCCCGCCGCCCUCCAUCAAGGUCGAGGAGCUGCCCCUGCACGGCCACGCGCACGGCUACCCCCCUCCGCCGCCCCAGCAGCCGCCGCCGGCCGCUGGGCCGCAGCAGCCCGACGAGCUGGCCGUCUACUACAAGCCGUGCUCGUCGCCGCCAGCCCCGACCGCGGGCUUCGCCCCAGGGCAGAGCGUGUGGGACGAGGCGGGGCCCCUGCACGGCUUCCACCACCACCACCACCAUCACCAUCACCACCACGCGCAGGCCUACGGCGGAGCGGCGGGCGGCGGCGGCGGGAUGCACAAAGCGGUGGCCCCGACGGCCGUGCCGCGCCUGUCGCUCUUCUCGUUCAAGCAGUCUCCACCAGGCACGCCGGUGGGCAGCUGCCAGAUGCGCUUCGACGGGCCCCUGCACACCCUGCCGCUCAACGGCGAGCCCGGUGGGCCCCACCACCAUCACCACCACCACGACGGGCAGCCCUUCGCCCUACCCAACCCCAUCCGCAAGCAGGCCGCCGCCGUCGGCUUCCCCGGGCUGCAGAUCGGGCACGCUUCACAGCUCCUGGACGCCCAGGUGCCGUCGCCGCCCUCGCGGGGCUCGCCCUCCAACGAGGGGCUCUGCGCCGUCUGCGGGGACAACGCUGCCUGCCAGCACUACGGCGUGCGCACCUGCGAGGGCUGCAAAGGCUUCUUCAAGCGCACCGUCCAGAAAAAUGCCAAGUACGUUUGCCUAGCGAAUAAAAACUGCCCCGUGGACAAACGCCGCCGGAAUCGGUGCCAGUACUGUCGCUUUCAGAAGUGCCUGGCAGUCGGCAUGGUCAAAGAAGUGGUUCGCACAGACAGUUUAAAAGGCCGGCGGGGUCGCUUGCCGUCGAAACCGAAGAGCCCCCAGGAGCCCUCUCCCCCGUCGCCCCCGGUGAGUCUGAUCAGUGCCCUGGUGAGAGCCCAUGUCGACUCCAACCCGGCUAUGACCAGCCUGGACUAUUCCAGGUUCCAGGCUAACCCGGACUAUCAGAUGAGCGGCGACGACACGCAGCACAUCCAGCAGUUCUAUGAUCUCUUGACUGGCUCCAUGGAAAUAAUCCGAGGCUGGGCGGAAAAGAUCCCCGGCUUCACCGAUCUCCCCAAACAGGACCAGGACCUGCUCUUUGAAUCCGCUUUCUUGGAGCUCUUCGUCCUGCGGUUAGCCUACAGAUCCAACCCGGUGGAAGGCAAACUGAUCUUUUGCAACGGCGUGGUCCUGCACCGGCUGCAGUGCGUCCGCGGCUUCGGCGAAUGGAUCGACUCGAUCGUGGAGUUCUCGUCCAACCUGCAGAACAUGAACAUCGACAUCUCCGCCUUCUCCUGCAUCGCUGCGCUGGCCAUGGUGACAGAGAGGCACGGCCUGAAGGAACCCAAGAGGGUGGAGGAACUGCAGAACAAGAUUGUCAAUUGUCUCAAGGACCACGUGACUUUCAACAACGGCGGCUUGAACCGGCCCAAUUACUUGUCCAAACUGCUGGGCAAGCUCCCGGAACUGCGCACGCUUUGCACGCAAGGCCUGCAGCGCAUCUUCUACUUGAAACUCGAAGACUUGGUGCCACCGCCGGCAAUAAUCGACAAACUUUUCCUGGACACGCUACCUUUUUAAAAGAGAGAGGGAGAG